CUCAAACGGCUGAGGCGGUUCCCUGCUCCUCGUUGCCUGCCUCGGAAUCAGCCUCAACCGACCCCCGACGACAAGGCGAGCUCCGAGUUACUCCAUUCUACCUCGCACCGCUUUCCACGGAUAUCUUCGUACUCUACACUCUUCCCACAUAACGAACCCCUCCUGGCCCCUGGGUACUCACUCGCCUAGUAGAAGGACCCGCAGAAAUCCUCACCUUUCCUCUACCUCGUCUCAAGCCAGCUUUAUCUAGCUCAUCUCACUCAAAUACCGGGGGCCCCUCUUACCAACUCACACACCCACUCUCCAACCCCCAUUUCUUCCAUCAAACCAGAACCGAUCCCCUUUUUUUUACCCACACUCAGAAAAAAAACAAAAAAGAAAAAAAUGUCGGAUCUCGACCUCCUAACCCUAGCAUCAACCGACGUAGCCACCCCACUGCCCGCGCACGCCGUCCACGCGGCCCUCUCCAGCCCGCCCUUCCUCCUCCUGCCAGAUACCUUCAACACGCGCGACCUCGGCCUAGUGCCGGGCUCCCCGAUCCGCCCGGGGCUAGCCUACCGCUCGGGCGGCUUCCUCGCGGGCUUGUCGGCCGAGGGGAAAGAAGCGCUUGCCGGGGGUAAGGUCACGAUCAGGAAGGUGUUUGAUUUGCGGAGUGUGAGGGAGCACGAGGCGCGGCCGGACCCGGAUGAUAUUGGCGGCGGCAAGGGGUUGGAGGUGGAGGUUGUGUGGGUGAGACCCGAUGAGGAGGAUGCGCUGGUUGGGUUGGAGGAUUUUGUGGAGGGCGGUGGGGAAGGGGGAUAUGUGAAGAUGUAUAUGGAUGUUUUGAAGGUGUAUCGCGGGGGGAUUAGGGCCGUGUUGGAGCAUGUGAGGGAUGGGAGGGGGGAGGAGGGGUUUUUGUUUCAUUGUACCGCCGGACGCGAUCGCACUGGGGUGAUGGCAGGGCUGUUGCUGAGCCUGGCCGGCGCCAGCAAGGAGACGGUGGCGCUGGACUACAUGCUAUCGCGGAUCGGCACGGAGCCGGCGCGGGAGCAGCUCUUAGCGUUUGCGCUGAAGGGGUCCAUGGCCGAGAACACCGAUGCCCCCGGGUUCCAUAACCUGUGCAAUCUGAGGGUCAGCUGCUGGGAGGCCUUCGUCGGGGCCGUCGAGAGCGAGUACGGCGGGUUCGAGGGCUACGUGACGCGGACGCUGGGGUUCUCUGAGCAGGAUCUGGCCAAGAUCAAGGCCAACCUGGUGCUGCAGAACUGAGAGCAGCGGGGCGGGCCGGGCCCGAUAGACGUGGCUUUGCUUCUUUUGCGUCGUUUCCUCGACUAGAGUCAGGGAAGUCACAUCCAUUGGUGACUACCUAACAAUGAGCCCCGUUAGCUUGAGUGUUUUUGAAAGCCAUCUUCAUUUUGCCGUCAAUUGAAUCAAAGA
Chaetomium strumarium is the source of this 1413-nucleotide messenger RNA. RefSeq names its product protein-tyrosine phosphatase-like protein. Gene Ontology annotation, molecular function: phosphoprotein phosphatase activity. Gene Ontology annotation, biological process: dephosphorylation. The record is from RefSeq and is a predicted model, not a curated record. The transcript has 2 exons. Bases 385 to 1245 code for a protein of 286 amino acids. NCBI's taxonomy places the organism in Eukaryota, Fungi, Ascomycota, Sordariomycetes, Sordariales, Chaetomiaceae.